Molecule: messenger RNA, 2739 nt
Organism: Penicillium canescens
Lineage: Eukaryota; Fungi; Ascomycota; Eurotiomycetes; Eurotiales; Aspergillaceae
Product: Hsp70 family protein
Exons: 4
Coding region: 251-2215 (654 amino acids)
Molecular function (GO): ATP binding; ATP-dependent protein folding chaperone
Source: RefSeq, a predicted model, not a curated record
CUUCAAACCCUUCAAACCUCCCGUUCUUUCAUCUCCCUUUGAUCUCUCCACCUCGUAUCCUCAGCCUCACUUUCCCUCUCUUUCACCUUUUCCCCUUCCCACCUUUCUCGCCUCACAUGGACCUCAUGAGUUCCCGGUUCAGGUUCAACUUCAGGAACAAGAAGAACCCUCCCCUCCGCCGAUUGUCCCUGCGAGUACAUCCCCCAGUUCUCCACCUUCCGGCCACAGCUCGUCAACAACAAGUCUCCCAAUGAAUCAGCCACCCGGGGGUUUGGGCCGACCGCCAAGUUACACCAUGAACAAUCGCCCAACCAGCCCGAUGGUACAACACGGUCAACACCCCGCGCCCACAAACGCCCCAUACACCCAACCUGGUGUGCCCAUGAACACUGCCCAAGGCUACGGUAUGCAGCAGCAACAGGUAGCCCCCAGCAUCCCGACGACACUGUCGACUUCGCAGUACCCCGGGCGCAACCCCGCGGUGGAGGUCGAGGGCGCGGGUCGCAGCAAGGCACAACUCAUCGUCGGCAUUGAUUUUGGAACAACAUUCUCCGGUGUCGCAUUCGCAUUCGCGACCAACAAUGAAGCACGGGAAGACAUCAUCACCGAGUGGCCGGGUGCCGGAACUCACACGAAACAAAAGAUUCCCACCGUCCUCUAUUACGAUCAAUACCAGAAGGUCGUAGGCUGGGGCCCCGAUAUCGCCGACGCUCUCGCCCCGACUGGAUACCCCAAGCCUGGUGUGCAAAAGGUGGAGUGGUUCAAGCUGCAGCUGAUGCUAUCCGGGAACACGUAUAUCGAUCCCAUCAACCUACCCCCACUGCCCCCGGGCAAGUCUGAAAUCGAUGUCGCGGCCGAUUACCUUUUCAAGCUACGACAAGCCAUGCGCUCGCAGUUACAGAAGACACUGGGUGAGGUGUUUACCCGUGAGGAACGCAACAUCCGAUACUACCUCACUGUGCCGGCUAUUUGGAACGACGCUGGCAAGGCUGCGACACGUACUGCUGCUAUUCAAGCUGGUUUCUUGCGCGACGAGAACGACAAUCGACUUACGUUGGUUUCGGAGCCAGAGGCGGCGGCGCUGUUCUGUGCCAAAUCUGGGUUGCUUAAUUUGAAGGUGGGCGAUGCCAUCUUGAUCGUGGAUUGUGGUGGUGGCACCGUGGAUUUGAUUGCAUACGAGGUCGAGGAAGAGUCGCCGUUCAGCGUGAUGGAAUGUACUGCCGGGUCUGGUGACUCGUGCGGUUCAACAGCACUGAACCGGAAUUUCAGCAACAUUUUGCGAGCGAAGAUCCGUAAAAUGAAGCUGCCCGAUGGCUCUCGAACUGCGGGCAAGGUAUACGCGAAGUGUAUCAUGGACUUUGAGAACCGCAUCAAGGCCGAUUUCCGUAACAACGGGCAAAAGUGGGCUGUAGAUGUGGGUAUUGAGGCUGACUUCCCUGAUGCCGGCAUCGAGGAGGGCUACAUGACCUUCACCAAUGAAGAGAUUCUCCAAUGCUUUGAACCGGUUGUGAACCGUAUUCUCGAGUUGGUUCGCAACCAGAUUAUCGCCAUUCAAGCGCAGAACCGUCUGCUCCAGAACGUUCUCGUUGUUGGUGGCUUUGGUGCUUCAGAAUAUCUCUUCCAGCAGAUCAAACUUCACGUGCCACCACAGUAUCAGACCAAGGUGGUUCGCCCCAUGGACUCUGUGGCUGCUAUCGUCAAGGGCGCUGUCACCGCAGGUAUUACCGAGCGGGUCAUCACCCACCGUGUGGCCCGUCGACACUAUCUGAUGGCCACGCUCCAGCCAUUCAAGGAGGGCUACCACCCAGAACAAUACCGUGUUCCCAGUCUGGAUGGCCGUGACCGAUGCAAGUACACCCGUCAGAUUUUCGUCCAGAAAGGAGAGCGUGUCAGGAUCGGCGAGCCCGUCAAGGUCAGCUUCUUCCGCCAAGUUGCUCCUGGCGCCACACUCAUGUAUGAGGAUGUGCUGUACGCCUGCGACGAAGACGUCUGCCCCGAGUACACCAAGGAUCCCCGCAUCAAGGAGGUUGUCACACUCACAUCCGAUCUAUCGCGCAAGAACCUAGAGACCGAUUUUGAACGCAUGGACACACCGCAGGGCAUCUUCUACCGUGUCUACUUUGACAUCUACCUCACACUAGACGGCAGUGAAUUCAGCGCCGAGCUGGUUUGCCAAAACGAGAUCAUGGGCCGGUGCCGUGCCAAGUUCCGGUGAUCUCCAUCGCAACGCAGCCAAAUCAGAAAAAUCAAACCUUACAAAGAAAAACAUAAGGGUGACGCCGUAUAUAAAUCUCCUCCCCGGACGAGGACCAUGACAUCAUCGGUGAACAGUGGCUAUGACUUGGAGUUCUUGACUUUCUUCUCUAAUCUUUUGUACCGUCGUUGGGCAAGAUAUCCUCCCACUCCAGGUCAGGGUCACUGGACAUCGCUACACGGAAGAAUAGGCGUUUAUCUGUGAUGAUUAUUCGAGAAUCCUGUGCCGUUCCUAAAUAUAUGCCACAGUCGUUUGGCUAUUUCUUGUCGUUUCUUAUUGUUGUUUGGCGGUCCCUUUUCUUUCUUUCGAUGGCCCUCUUAGAUACCUCUACCUAUUUUGUGUUUUGUUUCAAUGAUAUUGACAAGCUGAGUUUAAGCUUAUAAUGCUUUCCUUAACAUGAUCACCAGUGGGUAAAGGGUAAAGCAAAGAAAGGAAAUAAAGCACCCCUGAAAGGAAGAAAGGAAGUAUACGUAAGUCAUCAAAUG